This is a messenger RNA of Recurvomyces mirabilis, 1344 nucleotides long. RefSeq lists its product as uncharacterized. The record is from RefSeq and is a predicted model, not a curated record. Lineage: Eukaryota; Fungi; Ascomycota; Dothideomycetes; Mycosphaerellales; Teratosphaeriaceae. The coding region runs from base 1 to 1344 and encodes 447 amino acids. The transcript is spliced from 2 exons.
AUGAGUGGAGGCGGCAAUAACAUUACGAUAUCCUACCCUGGCAAUGGCUGGCAAAUGCUAUGGCCCUCAGCAUUUGGUGCCUUCCAGCUCGACAUCGUUGGUUUCCUUGCCAUCCUUGGAGAAGGUUCCGUGGCCGUCAAUGCUCAGGUGUCUGCUCUGUCCGACCUGUUCUUCCUCCCUAGACUUAUGCCUGCACCACAAGCGUUGCUCUUCCCCACUCGACCAGUACGACUAGAGCCAGUCACGAAGGCGUAUGUUACUGCUGUGCAAGCCGGGAAUGUCAUUGAUCACAUACAUCAUGUAGCAUCUAUUCUACUAUCCAAAGCUGAAGACAUGCCCGAGCACAUGGUACGAUGCGUCGAGAUCAGAAAGAGUGACAAGGCAGGCAGGACGAGUACCUCAUGGUCGGACAGAGCCUUAAAAGGCCAGCCUUCAAGAGCAGGGCAACAUUCCAUGGCACCUGUAGAGAUUGAGCCAUCAGUGACAGCGAAAGCUUUUGGUCCGUUGGCUUGGGUUACACUGAAUGGUCUGACACUGGCUACAACACUCUUUCUCCUAUCUAUGUUAUUUGGAGAUGGUAUGUCCAUGCUGGCCACCGUGGUGCUCUCCCUACUCUCGACUCUCAUCGGCGUUAGCAACAAGUGGAGUCUGACACUGAUUAAGAGACGUGCCGGCAUCGUCCCUCCCGGAGACGUCGUCAUUCGCUAUCCGAAUGGCAGCUUUCUGGUCGUCAAGUGCGCUGAAGACAUCGCUCGCGAACUGUUCUUUGCUCCCGAGAAGAUCAACUAUAUGAUCACGAGCCCGGCAAUUCACCGACUCAUCUCACUUGUUGGCACGCUUAUGCUUAUGUUCGGCGUUAUCGCGCUUGCCAAUGCCAGGCUGGAAUUGCAGUUCGCAUGGGGCGGUGCUUAUAUCAUUAUCAAUGCCGUUCAUUGGAUUGCUGCUGCAGUACCACAACGUAUGCAUUGGGACUUCUCCUGCUACGUUCUCGCAGAACAGGGCAUUGAUGGCGGCAACGAACAGCUUGGCUACACAGAGGCGCUUUGGAAAGCUAUCAUGAUUACGCAGUCGAUCGACUGGUGCAGAGCCGGUGCGCCUGCAGCGCCGCUCACCAAGGUCUGGGACGAGUGGCUGGUUGAAGCAGGCAAACAAAGUGCUUCUGUCGUGGAGAAGUCAGGGUCUGUGGUUGCGCCUUACUGGGAUGAGCAGCCAGACUCCGAGAAGGGACAUGCUAGUACUGUGUUAUGGAGCAUACCCAAAGAGUGGGAUGCGAAGAAGGCCUGGAACGACAUAUUACAACGACAUCGUGCUGCACCGACUGCAGCACCAGCGAAUUCUUCGUGA